Messenger RNA from Exophiala xenobiotica, 849 nucleotides. RefSeq lists its product as uncharacterized. Lineage: Eukaryota; Fungi; Ascomycota; Eurotiomycetes; Chaetothyriales; Herpotrichiellaceae. Gene Ontology annotation, cellular component: ribonuclease MRP complex; ribonuclease P complex. Gene Ontology annotation, molecular function: ribonuclease P RNA binding. Gene Ontology annotation, biological process: rRNA processing; tRNA 5'-leader removal. The transcript has a single exon. The record is from RefSeq and is a predicted model, not a curated record. Bases 1 to 849 code for a protein of 282 amino acids.
AUGACAUCCUCUCCGCGGCCUGUCUCAGCCUCCGCGACUCCUACAACCUCUCAUCCCGCCCACACUCUCCUCCAGCGAGCCCACUCCCCCGACACAGCAAGCCGCAUCUUCACCGACAAGGUCCGCAACAAACCACUCCUCCUGCAAACGACAUCGUCCUCAGACAAAGACAAACGCGCGCUCCGCCGACACGUCCGGCUGCGCAAGAAGGAAUAUCACCUACGCAAGCGCAAGCCCAGGCCUCUUAGCGCGAAGGAGAAGAGGCAGCUCGGCGUGUUUGAGCUCAAGAAGGAGGAAAUCAAGUAUGAAAUCUACCGGAAGCUGCACGAGAUGUGGAACGGAUAUAUGCUCGAAGUCCUCGGGUACACUCGAGACGGGAAGGUCAACGCGGGCGGGCUGAACAAGGCAGUGACCGCACAGGGCCAUGGAAGUCUUCUUGCGAGCGCAGAUUUCCACGGAGCGCUUGUCGAGGUUGUGCGUGCGAAAGACGUAGGCAAGGUUGGCAGCAAGGGCAUUGUGGUUCGGGAUACAAGGUAUACGUUUGUCCUUGUGACCGAGCAGGACGAGGUGAAGACUGUGCCUAAGAAGGAUUGCGUGUUCAGGUAUGGCGUAGAGAUCCCUCUGUACCAACAGACGGAGGAGCAGAAAAUGGUGGAACAUGACGGUGUUGCGACGAAGGAACACGAGCAGCCAGUGAACGGCGACAACGAUGAGAUGGAAGUCGAAAAGAAAGAAGAGGCGAACAAGACAAGGACACUGGUGUUCGAGUUGCAUGGGAAUCAAUUCGAGUUUAGGCCGGCGGAGAGAGCAAAUCGCAAAUUCAAGUGGAAGGUCACCGACUAUCUGUGA